This is a messenger RNA of Sardina pilchardus (European sardine), 7124 nucleotides long. It is a transcript of the gene hivep2b, whose product is annotated as HIVEP zinc finger 2b. Bases 1 to 4974 code for a protein of 1657 amino acids. Gene Ontology annotation, cellular component: nucleus. Lineage: Eukaryota; Metazoa; Chordata; Actinopteri; Clupeiformes; Clupeidae. Gene Ontology annotation, biological process: regulation of transcription by RNA polymerase II. The record is from RefSeq and is a predicted model, not a curated record. Gene Ontology annotation, molecular function: DNA-binding transcription factor activity, RNA polymerase II-specific; RNA polymerase II cis-regulatory region sequence-specific DNA binding. The transcript is spliced from 7 exons.
AUGGCUUCUCAACCCUGCGAGCAGAGUCGAGUCCAUUUCAGAAAGAAGAUGGCUGGUUUCUCAGCCACGUCGAGGCAGCUCUAUCAACUGGGAAUCGGUCAGCUUGCAGAAGGGCUGAACAAAAGGGAGCAAAAACCUGGAAAGAAACCCGGAAAGUACAUCUGCCACUACUGUGGGAGAGCCUGCGCCAAGCCUAGUGUCCUGAAAAAGCACAUUCGCUCUCACACUGGUGAGAGGCCCUACCCAUGUGUCCCAUGUGGGUUCUCCUUUAAGACUAAGAGCAAUUUGUACAAACACAGAAAGUCUCACACACAUGCCGUUAAAGCUGGCUUGCUGGCACUGUCAGAGAAGGACGCACAUCCCUCCGGCAUGGAUCAAGAGCUUCUGGCAGCGGAAGGGGAGAUGCAGUCGGAUGCUGAACAGACUACAGACACAGACGAGGAGGGCUCUGAAGAUUUGUUUCUGGACUGUGUGAGCUCAUUUGAGGGCACUGAAGGGAAGUGGACUAAAGAGUCACCUGGCAUACCGUCUGUGAAGGUGACCACGCCAAGUGCCACCAGAAAAGAAAUCAUGUCAGAGUCAGGAAAGGUGUCUCUGUCCCGGUUCAGGGAAAUGAGAGCUACUCCAUCUAUAACUGAGGUUGAGCAGGCCGUGGAGUCCUGCACCAUCAAGCAGAAACUUGCUCUCCGUCUCUCUGAGAAAAGAAGCCAAGACUCUGAGCACUCUCUGUCUCUCCCUAGCUCCAGCAGUAAAGGGAGUACAGACUCUGGCUAUUUCUCUCGCUCAGAGAGUGCAGAGCAGCAACAUACAAACUCUGUUAGCAGAAUGGGCUCCAUAGAAAGGCAUGGUGAAAGUGAAUCUCAUCCCAGGGACAAAAGUCCACAAACAAUGGCAGAACAAAGUGAUGUAAAAACUAUAAAAAGAGAGACACAGAUGAAUGUUCCGUUCAGUUCAAGUCAGUUCAAGGACAUUAAGUCAUCACAGCCAGGAUCUGAACCACGCAAAUUAACUGGUCAACCUAGUAUCCAAGUUCCUGAAAUCAGGGUGACAGAAGAACCAGACAGAUCUCCAAAGCCCGCUGAGGUCCAGGUCAAGCACCGUGACAAGCCUGUAGAGGAGUUUCAGUGGCCCCAAAGAAGUGAAACGUUGUCUCAGUUUCCAGUGGAGAAGCUACCACCAAAAAAGAAAAGAAUACGAUUAGCAGACCUUGAAUACUCUUCGGGCGACUCAAGUUUUGAAUCUGCCUGUACGAGUCUCUCCAGGAGUCCAAGUCAAGACAGCAACUUGUCUCACAGCUCAAGCUUCUCAUUGUCUCUUGAUAGAGACGAGGGCCUUGUUUCAGCACCAGUGACAAAAUUAGAUGAGUAUGGCAAACCUUUGGAGUUCUUGUCCGUGCCAGGAAGUGGACACACUCUUUCCAUACCUGGUGAACACCGGCAGAAGGAGAUGAGGCGAUCUGCUUCAGAACAGGCUCCGUUUAUCUCAGCAGCUGAACUGCCAGAUUUACGAAGCAAGUCUUUUGACUAUGGAAGUCUCUCCCCUACAUCCAGGUCCAGACAGGGCGAGUCCUAUGCCAGUGGGGUAAAACAACGCAGAAGAGGUUACCUGGUGAGACAGGCAUCAUUGAGUGUUGACCCAGAGACAUCGACACAAGAGAAAAGUGUUGAUAUUUCUGCCAAACAAGAUUCAGAGUCCAUGUAUCAUAAUCCAAGUUCUGUCUCAGAUUCCUCUGCAACUAGGUCGAGUAAGAUCUCCACAGACCUAGAGCACCCAGGCUAUAUUCAAGCCAGCAGCCCUGAAGGAGCAGUUGAGAUGCAGACUGGAACACCAUCUCCCGACAAGCAACUCUUACAUGGCCAUGAGACCAUACCAUACUCUUUUAUUCCAAGAAAUUUGGCCUCGCUCCUGCCAGCAACAUCAGGGCACUUCUGGAAACCUGAUCCCCUCCACAUUCUUCCAUGGCAUCAGUUACAAGAUCUUCAGACCAGACAACUCCACCUGCAGUCAAAGGAGAGUGUUUAUUCACAAGCUAAAACUCCAAUGGAUGCAAAGUCACCAACAGAAGACUUGUCCAAGAGUCUAAAGAGGGUCACAUCAGCCACUCAUGUAUCAUCAGAGGCACAUCUAGCACCUGUACCUCCAAACCUCCAAUCCCUCCAGUCACCCUCUGCCUCGCUGGUUCCUGUAAGAAUUCAAAUGCAGGUGCCAUCCCAUGGAAGCAUCACCUACUCCAGUUUGUCUCAGAUUUUUGACAGCCAAACAAGGAACAUCGGCUCUUCACUGGUGUUUUGUGGUGCUGCCUCUCAGGGCUCUUUAGCCAGUAUUGCUAUGAUGCAAGGGAUUGGGUUUGACAUAACUCAGGUCUCUGGACAACCUAGUGGACUUCUGUACAACCCAGAGCUAUCUCCAGCCAGACUUAAGACAGGCAUACCUCUGUCCUUGACCUCCAAAACUAUCUCAACCACUGAGGCUCCUAGCGGUGGAAGAGUGAAACGCAUGCUUUCUCCCGCCAGCAGCAUAGACCUCUUUAUGGAAUCAAAACAACAGAAGCGAGUCAAAGAGGAGAAGAUGUAUGGUCAAAUUGUAGCAGAGUUGAGUGCCGUGGAACUUGGAAAUCCUGAUAUAUCACAGCAUAAGGAUACAAUUAAGGAGGAGAGAACACAAAGAGGAAUAUCUCCAUCCUUGUCAGAUAUAUCCAGUUCUUCUAUGUCUGAUAUACAAUCCCAACUGCAAGACAAGCCCAUGAUAUCACCACUCAAGUUCCGCUAUUCUUCUGAUGGUGGAACAGAAUCUCCACAAAACAUAGAUGUUGAUGAACCUGAACAAGAUUCCAGACCGCCGUCUGAUACAACUCUCGCUAUCAGUUUGGGCCAGGAGGUGAGCGAUGUGCAGAAACUGAUUGCCAGCCACGGAUUUGGUGCUGCUAUGCUGCUUGCUGAUUUUGCCAACGCGCAACUCUUCUCAAAGUUUCCAAGUCUUCACACAACAACAUGUGUGAGUUGGUGCUACCUCCAUUCUACCAAGCCAAACAGUGCCCUGGCUGCUCCACUGUUUUCAGUAUAUGCCACAUGGUGCGUCAGAUCCUUUGACCCAAACCCACCCAAUCUGGCAACCAAAACAACAUUGGCUCUUCUUCACACCAAGCAGAAAAAGCACUCUGAUAUUUACACCAUUGCAGCAGCCUAUCAACCUGGAAUACUUGUGUCUUCUCUCCUCUGGAAGCAAAGAUUUGGAGAGCUCCAGGGAAAGCCAGACCUUGGAGAGGAGGAGAUGAUGACAUACAAGCGGGCUGUGAAGGGAAUCAGAUCUGGUAAUAAAAACGUGAUGGAGGAUCACAAGGAGGAGACACCACCAAAGCAACCUGAACCAACCCGUAUCAAAAUAUUUGAGGGAGGAUUUAAGUCCACUGAAGACUACGUGUAUGUUCGAGGUCGUGGCCGGGGAAAGUAUAUCUGUGAGGAGUGUGGGAUUCGUUGUAAGAAACCUAGCAUGCUGAAGAAACACAUUCGCACUCAUACAGACAUCAGACCGUAUGAGUGCAAAUCCUGUCAUUUCGCCUUUAAAACUAAAGGAAACCUCACCAAACACAUGAAGUCCAAAGCCCAUAUGAAGAAAUGUCUGGAGCUUGGGGUAUCCUUCACAUCAAUAGACAGCAUAGAUGACGCUGACAAUUCAGAGGACAUCUUGAGGGCAACAGGUAAAUCAAGGUCAAUGGGUUCUGCGAUCAAGCAUCAGUUUUCCGAUGUGGAUGACUCUGAUGGUGCUGAUGAUGACGGAGAUGAGAUAGAUGAGGAUGAUGAUGAUGACGACGACGAAGAUGGUUCCACUCCGAGAACUCGUUCAAGAAGCACCAGUCCCUUGCCAUGCGCCAUCAACUCCCCGCAUUUCCCCAGCUACCUCUCCCAGCUUCCCAGCAUCCAGGUCCACCCGUCGGCCUGCAGCAGGGAGAGAGACGCCCACAUCCGACAAGGAGGGGAGGCGGCAAGCGAGCUGCAGUCUCGCUUGAGCGAGCAGAGGCCUGGGGACGACGACAGCGUAGCCAUGUCCUCCCGUCACGGCUCCAUGUCCUUCCACUCCAACACCUCGUAUCUGCUGUCAUUACCCCGAGACGUGUCUCUGACCCCCCAGCGGAGCCUGGCUUUAACACCUCACCGAAGCCCGUCUCCCAGAGGAAGGGGGGACUGCUCGCCACAAGGAGGCCUGUCGCCGAGGGCCGAUUCAACCUCAUUAAGGGCUGUCUCCCCCAAAAGAGACGUGUGUUUUGGAAGGGAUUCGUCGCCGCUCCAGCACCUGUCCCCGGGGUCUCUGUGCAGGGCACUGUCUCCUGGGCACGAAGGGGCGAUGAGGCGCGAGCUGUCUCCCAGGGGACGCCAGCGGGGCAUGCUCAGGGCCGUGUCCCCGCGCCGGGGAUCCCAGCACAGCAGGGCGCCGUGGGAACAGGGAAGAGGCGCGAGACUGGACACAAGCCCUCACGGACGGUCCGCUACUCUGCUCUCACAUUCUGGCAUUGAGGCACAUAAACACAGCACUCUACAGCCCCUCCACCUCCCCAGUGGAGACACGCCCAUCAGAGGCCAGCUCUCCGGCGGUCACGCUGACCUCUUCAGCCACCUGCCCCUGCACUCCCAGCAGCAGGCUCGGCCUCUGCCCCUGAUGCCAGUGGGGGGCAUCCAGAUGCUGCCUGCCCGGGCCCCGGCUGCCGCGACGCCUCACCCCUCGAGCUCGCCCCAACAAAGCCCGGUGGCGGAGGAGAGCGGUGCCAGCCCACCGAGCGCCCCCAUGAAUGAUCUAGAAAUGGAGCCUCCGGGGCAGCAGGGGGCGACAGCCCUCAGCCCUCAGGACUCCGACAGGAGAGACAGGGAGGCUGCCCCGAGUAGCAGCGGCGAGGCCCAAUCAGAGGAGAGCGUCCAGACCUGCACUGAAGCCAUCGCCUCUCUCAGGAUCACUGCGGAGGAGAAGUCUGCUAAGAGCUGAGCUGCACUGCUGUCACACAGAACAAUCAGAAGAAGGUAGAUACAGGGAAAGAGGGAAAAGGGAUUUGGGGGGUGGGGGUUGGUGAAGGGAUAUGAGGUUGAGACAGGUGGAUAGAUGGAAGUCAGUUGGGAAAAAAGGAGAGGGAGAAUGGGAUAAAUUCUUUGAUGGAAUUUUAGGUGCAAUAUGUGGCAAAAAGAAAAAAAAAAACUUAUGCAAACUACCUUGCUUGUCCUUGCACAUAAUUCAUAGAACACAUGCAGUCAUACUCACUUACAGUACAUACACGCAUAAACACACAUGCCUACAUUUGAUAAAUCUGUUUGUAAGUCAUUUCAUUAUUGAAAGGCUAUGGCAAUAUUGGGAUUUAAUCAAUUCAAAGUCCCUACUAAGAGAGGAGGUUUGUAGGUUACUUAAAUAAUGUUAGAUUGGAUUCAGUUUUGGUACAUUUACAAGAAUGACUGAUGUUUGUGCCUUUGCUAUACUGUUUGCCCUAUACUGUUUAGGGGAAGCGUACCUAUUGAGCACACCCAUUUUCCUCCUUACUUAGCUUAGUCAAAAUGGUUCAUCUGAAUAAUGUACCAUAAAAUAACAGUUUUCACUAUUAAGAAUGAAAUGAAAAGGCGGGGCUGGGGAUGCCUGUCUUUGGUAUCUUCCGAGUCCAACCGUGUCUAUUACCUUAUAUAUCCACUACAUUACUGUUGCCAUUAUACUGAAGGGUAGACAGAUUUCUAUCUAUAAGACAAACACACAAAUAGUCAUGAAACAAAUCUCAAUAAAACAAUAUUAGAUUUCACAGCAUUUAUUUUCAUUUUAAUUAAAAAAACAAUGUGUCAUUUGGUCUGUGAGCUUAAUAAGUAUGCUUCCCCUACAUCAGAGUAUUAAAAGAGAUGGUUGUAUACUGUAUUGUGUUGAUGCACUUGAUUAGAAUAGCUUGAGUCUGAGAGACAUGAGGUCUUAAUGCAACUCUGUUUGCACUGGUAGCUUUUUUAAAGAUUUAAGUGAUACAGCUACUAUUGCGGAUUGCUACGUGAUGCAGUUCUUGUUUCAUACUUUACGCUGUACUUUUUCUCAGUGUUGUGCAAGACCCUUUAUUCAAAACUUUCUGUAGGAGAGAAAACUAACAGUAUUUGAGUUUAUUGCUUGGUCUAAAAAAGCAGAUAUUGUAACAUUAUGACAAUGCUUUAUGAUUGAGUUUUUUAUGUCAAUCAACCAGUAUAAUGCUGCUGUUGGGAUUUAUAUUUUGUGUAGCCAGCUUUCAGCCUGGGACUGGGAGGGUGAAGUAACCAGCUGAUAUCACACAACUGACUGAGUGAGAGGCCUGGGCCGUUGAUUUAUUUCUUGACUUUUUCAAAUUGAAAGAUGGUGGUCAACGCCUCUGCACUCAGCUGACCUCAGUCCCUACUGCAACUGGACACACAAGUAGCCAACAUCUACCUGAGCAUUGCAUCUUUAUGGGAAUAGUGUUGUCAUACCCGUUUCAAAUACAUAUAACUAGAACAGUAUCUCACAAAGUGUACAUGCAUAAGGUUUUACAGUUGACUAUUAAAUAUACUACAUGUAUAUGGCAUAUGGUCAUAAUAUAGCUCUAAAUUAUUCUCAAUGAAUACUUCAUAAACAACUCAGAUAUGUGUUUUGUAUACGUGUGAUGCUGGGGAAUUUCAUUUAUCAAGGGAUUAACUAAGCACUUUCUCUAUUUUUAUCACUCUCCUUAAUCACUAAACUGGAUUCUUAGAGUUUAGAGUCAUAUUUCUUAAAUCACUGAAAAUCAUGGAAUUUUAUGAUAUUUAACAUUCCAGUUAGUGUUCAUGUGACAUCCCUUUUGUAUACAUAUGAUGUGGUCUUGAGAUGAUGCAAUCUUCAUGCUUAUAUCAGCUGAUAACUGUACUGUAUUUAUUUGUUUGUUGUCAAGUUUGACACAAGGUACAAGGUGAAAUGACAUAUUUAAUUCCAGGGGGAAAUGUUUUUUAUUGUGGUCUCUUAUAUCCAACUUAAUUAUACAUGUACUGUAAUAAACUGUACUCAUUAAUUGUAUAUGUAUGUAUACAUAUAUAUUUUGGAUGUAUGCAACUUGAUUGUUCAUAAUAUUUGCAUCAUUGUAUUUAAUUAACCGUGUCCUUUUAUUCAACACAUUAAAAAAACACAUGCAUUUA